This is a messenger RNA of Photinus pyralis (common eastern firefly), 848 nucleotides long. RefSeq lists its product as uncharacterized. Lineage: Eukaryota; Metazoa; Arthropoda; Insecta; Coleoptera; Lampyridae. The coding region runs from base 50 to 757 and encodes 235 amino acids. The transcript is spliced from 5 exons. The record is from RefSeq and is a predicted model, not a curated record.
CCAGAGAGAACGUGUUUCGUCGUGUUAUUUGGUUUAAAAAACUGAAACAAUGCCGGGUUGUUGUGUUCCUGGGUGUAACAAUCGAAGCGAACGUGGUUACAGGUUAUUUAGGUUACCUUGUGAUAAGAAUAAUGUAGAGAGAACUAAACUGUGGAUGGAGUUUAUUAACAAAGAUGCGUUAGCUCCAAGAGCAUCUGUUUGUGAAGCGCAUUUUGACGAUAAACAAUAUGAGUUGAACCGAAUUGACAGAAAAAAGCUGUUGAAGAGAACUGCUGUUCCCACAAUUACUGUAGAAGAUCUUAAAAAGAAAAGGUCGAAUGAUCACACAAUGUUCACUCAAGAACUUCAGAAAGGCACACCAUCCACUUCUAAUAUUCAAAAUGAAUCAUCAGAAGAGCCGCAAGCAAGUAAUAAUGAAGAUGAAGAGUUGUAUGUCACCAAUUUACAAUUCCAAAGACUGCAACAAAAAUUACAAGCUUCCCAAGCAAAGGUUCAUACUUUAGAAAGCCAAGUAAAACAAUUUGAAGAACAGUUGAAAGUGAUUUUUAACGCGGAUCAAAUACAUAUGUUAAAAUACAAGAACCAUCGAGGCUAUCAGUGGUCUGAUGAAACUGUUCAGAGAGCUCUUAAACUGUACAUGGCUUGUGGAGCAAAAGGCUAUCAAGAACUUUGCAAGCAACAAUAUCCCCUUCCCAGUAUUCGUACAUUGCAACAUAGAAUCCAGAACUUUAAAGUUCAAGCAGGUCAAUGCGUUUGAAAAUCAAGAAAAGUAUGCUUCCCUCUUAUUAGAUGAAAUAGCAAUAAAACCGGGUUUACAAUAUGAUAAUUCUACAAAGGAAGUUGUGGGA